AACAGCAGCCUCCUGGUCUCGCGUGUACCUGCUCUAAUUUCACUGUUUGUCUUUCUUUCCCCCUCCCUCUGUCUCUCCAGGAACCUUAAUGAGGACCAUGGAGUAGCAAGCCUUCAAAUUAGCAGCUAGCUGAUUAGCUCCGUACUGCACAACACACCUCCCUCCAUCCAGUCCCCUCCAUCUGUGGGCCCCCCACCCCACCACAGGCAUGGCGGACCCAGGGAUGUUGAGUUUAUUCGGGGACGAUGCAGGACUGUUCUCAGAUGGAUUAGAUGAUUUAGGAGACUGCUUUCCUCAGCAGCCUACCCCUGCUCAGUCAAACCCUCUAGCCCAGCAGACUAAUCCCUCUCUGAACCACGAGCACCAGGGAAACAGGGGCUACCACCAGGGGAUGAUCCACGGAGCUGGGCCUGGCCCAGGGCAGCCUAAAUUAGGGCAAAUGUACGACCACGGCCCCUACACAGGCUACGAUCAACCGGGUGCCCCGGAGGACGAAUGAUGGCCCAGAAUGGCCCCAGCCAGGGGCCACCAAACGUGAAUACAGCCAUGAAUGGCAUGGCUUCCCACUACCAUAAUAACCCAACUAACUCUAGCAACCCACUCCAUGGGUACCCGGGUGAUGCUGGAGGAGGAGCAGGAGGUGGCGGUGG
Messenger RNA from Micropterus salmoides (largemouth bass), 650 nucleotides. Its product is annotated as chromodomain-helicase-DNA-binding protein 7-like. The record is from RefSeq and is a predicted model, not a curated record. Bases 209 to 499 code for a protein of 96 amino acids. The transcript has a single exon. NCBI's taxonomy places the organism in Eukaryota, Metazoa, Chordata, Actinopteri, Centrarchiformes, Centrarchidae.